Molecule: messenger RNA, 558 nt
Organism: Perkinsus marinus ATCC 50983
Lineage: Eukaryota; Perkinsozoa; Perkinsida; Perkinsidae
Exons: 5
Coding region: 1-558 (185 amino acids)
Biological process (GO): proton motive force-driven ATP synthesis
Molecular function (GO): proton-transporting ATP synthase activity, rotational mechanism
Source: RefSeq, a predicted model, not a curated record
AUGGAGGUAGAGGCUAGCGGUGGUACAGCUAAGUACGUAGGCGUUGGUGGAAAGGGCACUGCGGCGUUAAGGAGGCUAUUCGCCGACCGGUUUGAAGUCUGCAUGGAAGAUGUUCAAAAACAUCCUUGGAAUUUCGCCCAAGCCAGCGCGAUAGCAGAACGCGUGAUUCGCAGCGAGCCUGAGCGUCUGACCAUCUUGUCGAAUCAUUUCAAAUCGGUGAUCUCCUUCGAUACACUGGAGAGCCGGGUGGUCACACUUAAGGAGUGUCGAGAGAUGAACAGGAGCGAGUGGUCGAAGGCCGUAGACCAGUACUCUUUCGAACCCUCGGUUUUCGAAGUCCUCCAUGACCUUCAUGAUUUCUAUGUCGCCAAUUGUGUCUUCGGCUACAUGCUCGACUCGAUAGCUGCCGAACAGAGUGCACGUAUGUCUGCUAUGGAGAAUGCAUCGAGAAACGCCGCGGAUAUGAUCGACAAAUUGGAGUUGCAGUUCAACAAGGCUCGGCAGUCGAAGAUCACUACGGAGCUGUGUGAGAUUAUAUCUGGUGCUAGCAGUCUGUAG